AUGCAGCAGCGCAUCAUGGAGCACGUGCGCGACUCAGUUGGAGCGCUGGGGGCUCCACCGGCAGGCGUCGACACCUCGGAAACUCUGCGGAGGCUUCGGGCGCCUGGCUUCUACGGUUCCGACGAGGGCGUGAAGCUGGGGAACUACAAUCCCGAGCUGCCCUCGCUGCCGUCCGUGGGGAGCCAUGCGGUUCCACUCGCGGACCUGCGGGGUGCAGGCGGGCGCAGGCGCGUCGCGGACAACGUCUGGCUUCGUGAGCCUGAUAACGUCGCGCUUUGUACUGGAGAGACCCUUGGGAGCCUCGAGGUCGGUGAAGACGAGACGCUAUAUAUUUCAGAAGCUGAUCUGUCUAUUGCAUUCUACCACCUGCAGCUGCCUGUCGAGUUGCGGAAUCUGUUCACCCUUAGGCGUGUUCGUGCUCGCGAUAUCGGUUUGACAGAGAUCGACGGGGUGCCGUAUGUCGACAACUUCGUGGCUACUUCGAUUGUCACCUCCGAGGUGCAUCGCCUCGCGUCCGCCGUCGUUGAGGGAUUCAGGGAGGCUGGGUGGGUCGUGGCCGCCGAUGUCGACUCGCCCGGGGAGGACCUCGCUCGUGACCGCGCCGUCUUGGGAUGGGACAUUAGCUGCCGG
Molecule: messenger RNA, 630 nt
Organism: Prorocentrum cordatum
Lineage: Eukaryota; Dinophyceae; Prorocentrales; Prorocentraceae
Source: the annotation of a GenBank genome assembly